AUGACGGAAAAACGCACAUCGGCGUCGGGCGCAAUGUCCGAGAACAACGGCGCAAGCGCCAGAUCAAAAGUCACGACGGCAGAUGCGAGGAAAGAUGCACGACCGAAAGACUUGCCAGCAACAUCGGCAGUGAAAUCAGAAACAUCUGGAACUGGAAGCCAUGCGAGCCCCAAGAAGCGCCGCAAGGUAAAUCACGCGGCCAAAGAACCGUACCUGCGUCAACGAUUCUCGCUUAAUUCUCGCGUUGCAAGCGAUUCCUCGAAACACAACUGUGCUGACUUGAUACUAAUAAACUUCGCCGCACGACAGCAUAUGACAUGCGACUCGGAGCGUCCCUGCACGCGUUGUAUAAAACGCAAUAUCGGCCAUCUUUGCCAUGACGAACCCCGAGAACCGACAAAAAGGCGGGACACAGAUCAUUCGGCGGCGGAUGAGGAAGGGUCGUCGAAUAACGAGCUGAGCAGCGUGCAAAAUAUGCGUACGAGCGUCGACUUAUCGGACCCUAUCAAAUCCCAAGUCCUUACAGAUGGCUCAAUGGGUAUUACCCCCUCGUCGGUGCAGCCAUCGAGUUUGAUCUCGUCCAGUCAAAGUCUUGAGAACCAACAGCAGCUGUUUGCCUACAACGAGUGGCUUGGUGGCCAGACUCAAUUUCAAGACAUGCAUCCACUUCAUCCGUCAUAUAUGUUCAAUGCGCCGGAGGUGACGAACGAAUAUAACCUGCUAGGUGACUUCCUCAGUAACAGCUUACUCGAUGAUGGGACCCUCUUUCAAGAUCAAACCAUGCAGAACAUAUACGCUGAUCCAACUCUCAUGGGCUCUGCCAACCCGACCGGUGGAAGUAAUAGCCUCAUCGCGCCAACACAGCCUGCGCAGACAACGCAAAGUCAGGACCCGCAAGGAGACUCUAUUGGGCGCUCAGCCUCUACUUUGGGCAAUGACAAAGCUCGCGAGACAUACUACAUGACAGCCGCAGACCCAUCUGGUUCUGAUCCACCCGAGGAGCGGAUGAACAAGCUCCUCAAGGCAAAGUAUGACGCGGGACUUUUGAAGCCAUUUAAUUACGUAAAGGGCUAUGCAAGGCUCAAUCAAUACAUGGAGAAGAACAUGCAUCAGGCAUCUCGGCAAAAGAUUCUUCGCCAGCUUGACAAAUUUCGCCCCAAGUUUCGCGAGCGAAUGCAGAGUUUGACUGAUGUUGAGCUAAUCCUCGUGGAGAUGUGGUUCGAGAGAAGUCUGAUGGAGUAUGAUCGUGUGUUUGCCAGCAUGGCUAUCCCAGCUUGUUGCUGGCGGCGAACUGGCGAGAUUUUCCGCGGCAACAAUGAGAUGGCGCAGCUGAUCGAUGUACCAAUAGAAAGCUUAAGAGAUGGGAAAUUGGCCAUUCACGAGUUCUUUGUUGAAGAUCAGCUUGUUAGCUACUGGGAGAAGUUUGGUGCUAUUGCAUUUGACAAUACCCAGAAAGCUAUGCUGACGAGCUGCACUUUGAAGAGCCCCAAUAACCCAACAGGUGAGGGUAUUCCUUGUUGCUUUUCAUUUACUAUUCGACGAGACAAUCACAACAUCCCAUCUCUUAUUGUUGGCAAUUUCUUGCCCAUUCAGCGAACACACAGAUAA
Molecule: messenger RNA, 1608 nt
Organism: Penicillium oxalicum
Lineage: Eukaryota; Fungi; Ascomycota; Eurotiomycetes; Eurotiales; Aspergillaceae
Gene: acuM
Product: gluconeogenesis transcription factor RDS2
Exons: 6
Coding region: 1-1608 (535 amino acids)
Cellular component (GO): nucleus
Molecular function (GO): RNA polymerase II transcription regulatory region sequence-specific DNA binding
Source: RefSeq, a predicted model, not a curated record